UGCCAGCCUUGCAUGGACUGUGCUGCUCGCCUGCAGCCAUGGGGAAGAUGCUCUCCAAGAUCUUUGGCAAUAAAGAGAUGCGGAUUCUGAUGCUGGGCCUGGAUGCGGCUGCCAUCCUCUACAAGCUGAAGCUGGGCCAGUCAGUCACCACCAUCCCCACGGUCGGCUUCAACGUGGAGACGGUGACCUACAAGAACGUCAAGUUCAACGUGUGGGACGUGGGGGGCCAGGACAAGAUCCGGCCCCUCUGGCGACACUACUACACAGGGACCCAGGGGCUGAUCUUCGUGGUGGACUGCGCCGACCGCGACCGCAUCGACGAGGGCCGGCAGGAGCUGCACCGCAUCAUCAACGACCGGGAGAUGCGGGACGCCAUCAUCCUCAUCUUCGCCAACAAGCAGGACCUGCCCGACGCCAUGAAGCCCCACGAGAUCCAGGAGAAGCUGGGCCUGACGCGCAUCCGGGACAGGAACUGGUACGUGCAGCCCUCCUGCGCCACCUCCGGGGAAGGACUCUGCGAAGGGCUCAUGUGGCUGACGUCCAAUUACAAAUCUUAAUCCCGGCUCCGCCUCCCCGCGCCCGCGUCCGUCUCUCGCCCCGGCGGCCGGCCGGUGGGAGCCGAGCCCCCCAUGGGGGUGGGGUGUCAGCAAGGCUGCGGGUUGUGGGGGCUGCUCCUUGCCUGCCCUCUCCUGAUUGAGAGUUCAUUUCACUAACUUGGAGGGGGCUGCCCCCACCCCCUCUUCCCUCCGCCCCACGGUUCUGCUCACCGGGGCGGGUGGGAGCGAGCGGUAUGGGGCAGGGAAUCCCUCCCGGAGCCAGCCAGCGGGGGGGGGCAAGGCCCCCGACGCCCAAGGAGAAGGAAAUACAGGGCCAGUUGGAGUGACAGCUGCACGUCCCUUCAAACUGCUGGAGCCUUAUGGCCCCCCCCAAUCCCUGGGGGGCCGUCCCUGUAGCGCCAGCUCAGCUGGAGAAGCCCAGGGUGCUGCCUGGCAGGCCGCCCCAACGCUCCUCCCAAACCGGUUUCCCCAGCCCGUGGGCGGGAUUCUGCCCCGGGGGGAGUGACUCUUCUCCCUGCCCCGCCCUGGCCUGCUGGGGCGUCCCUCUCCUGGGACAGCAGUGGGCUUUGGAUCGGGCCCUGUGGGUGCAGCUGUCCCCCUUCCCCCACUGGUAAAUGCCUCCCCCUGCAUGGCUCAGGCCAUCUGCCCGUAGGCCUGUGCUGGGCGAGGGGGUCCCGGGGCCCCUCGGGGCUGGGCCUUCGCUCCUUCCAGGGGGUGUCCCAGGAGCCCGUCCCAGCGGAGUCCCUGCUGUUGGCCGGGGGGGGGGGCCCUGCCCCAGCUCCCCAUGGCUGCUCUGCCCUCUUAGCAUCCGCCUCCCUGCAGGCAGCCAAGGCCCCUUGCCCAGAGAAGCCCUCCCGCAGAGGGGGAACAGCUACACCCGGCUGGCUCUGUCUGCCUGGCCCUUCUUCCUGGAGGGGGCAAUGCAGGGCCCGGUGCAGGGCCGAGCUGGAGCCCUUCCCUCGCGCCCAGAACGCCUUGCACCGAGCGCCAGGCCUUCCCUCCCCUCUGAUGUCAGGCGGCCGCCCUGCGGGGGAGGGGGGGGGCCAGGCCAUGCCGCCACUGGAGGAACCUGCUAGUCGUGGUGGGGGAAUGCUCGAGCCACGCCCACGGCUGGCACCCGGCCUUGUGCUCCGGGCUGGGGAGGGCUGGCCUGGGAUCUCUAGAGCCAUGGCCCCGACCCCCCGCCUGGGCAGCCCUGGGGAGAUUGCAGGCUGCCAGCCCUGCGGGCCGCUCGCCCUCCUCCCAGGGCGGGGCCCCGGAAAGAAUGAAUCGGAGUCGGCAAGGGGCGGGGCCCCUCACUGCCGGCAGCCCCCGUCUGCCCGGCCCUUCUGGCCCCAGCCUGGCAGCCUUGAUGCCGCUCCGCCGGGGCUGCCUCUCGCUCGACACCGGCUGCUGCCCGGCCCUGGCCCCUCCUGUGCUGCUGCCGCCUCCGGGGUGCCACUCGCCCCUCUCCCGCCCCCCUGCCGCGCACACAGAGCCCUGGCACUGCCGUAGGCGCAGAGGGGCCGUGUUCCUUUCACGUUCCGGCUUGGUCCGCGUAACUUACCGGUUGCCCCCUUCCAAAGCCCCCUCCGCCCGCCCUGCCGGGCCAGCUGGUGCGCACGCGGAGCCGAAGCCAGGGAAGGCUGCGUGCCUGGUGGGGGGCAGGUGGGGGCUCCUCUUCCUGCCACACCCCCCCCGCCUUGUCCCCCUUGUGCAGCGUGAGCAAAAGCACUUAAAAGUCUGCGGCUGCUGCCAGGGGGACGCUGCGCACGAGUCCCGCCUGCUCGGUGCCGGCCGCCCGCCCCUCCCGGAGUCCCCCCGCGCCGAGCACAGCCUGGGCAGGGCCCUAAGGCAUCUCAGGGGUGCGGUGAGCAGACCCCGAGCGGGGCCGGCUGGGCCGCCUCGUGUUCACCUGCGCUGGGGCGAGGGGCCCGAGGCCGCCCCCGCAAACCUGCCUCCCGAGGGGGAGCCUCCUGUGCCUUCACUGAAGUGCCACCCUGCUUCAAGGAGAGCACGGUGCUCGCUGGGGACUGGACCCUGGCUGGGGCGCUGCAGCCCCCGCCCCUGACUGUCUCUGGAAUCCGGAAAGGCCCCCGCCGCCUCCGGGCCUCUUCGGGAAGCGUCUCCCUGCGGCCGGAGCCCCUCGGGCGGGAAGCGUCUCCCUGCGGCCGGAGCCCCUCGGGCGGGAAGCGUCUCCCUGCGGCCGGAGCCCCUCGGGCGGGAAGCGUCUCCCUGCGGCCGGAGCCCCUCGGGCGGGAAGCGUCUCCCUGCGGCCGGAGCCCCUCGGGCGGGAAGCGUCUCCCUGCGGCCGGAGCCCCUCGGGCGGGAAGCGUCUCCCUGCGGCCGGAGCCCCUCGGGCGGGAAGCGUCUCCCUGCGGCCGGAGCCCCUCGGGCGGGAAGCCUUCCCAAGGCUCCUGCCGCUCACACCGGUCUUAAAGGGUUUUUCCUUUUUAAUCUUUACGCAAAUGAAAAUCUUUUUAAAGAAC
Pelodiscus sinensis (Chinese soft-shelled turtle) is the source of this 3025-nucleotide messenger RNA. The record is from RefSeq and is a predicted model, not a curated record. Lineage: Eukaryota; Metazoa; Chordata; Testudines; Trionychidae.